UCUCAUUAGAGCUGCACAAUGUGCGUGAUCUGGUAGCUGCUGCUGCUGCAGGAGGAAGGACCGCUACUCUAGCCUCGGUACCUUUCAGUUUCGCCUUAAAAUUGUAUCGACCGGUUCCGUCACGCAGUUAACAUCGAUAGAAGUCUUUAUCUAAGGUCUUCUUUAACAUAAAUUUCGAGGUGUUGGCCUCUGUUCGAAGAGAAGAAUUGCCGUUUUAAUCGAGUAUAGUACGAUUUCACUGACAGCAGCACAAGCACAACAAUGGCUCUGAAAAGAAUUCAUAAGGAGCUUCAUGAUUUGGGCCGUGACCCACCUGCCCAGUGCUCAGCAGGGCCAGUAGGGGAUGACAUGUUUCACUGGCAGGCAACAAUAAUGGGACCAAAUGACAGUCCUUACCAGGGUGGGGUGUUCUUCUUGACCAUACACUUUCCCACAGAUUACCCCUUCAAACCGCCAAAGGUUGCAUUCACCACAAGAAUCUACCACCCAAAUAUUAACAGCAAUGGCAGCAUCUGUCUGGACAUUCUACGGUCUCAGUGGUCACCUGCCCUCACCAUCUCCAAAGUACUCUUGUCUAUCUGCUCUCUGCUGUGUGACCCCAAUCCGGACGAUCCCUUAGUACCUGAGAUCGCCCGCAUCUACAAGACUGACAGGGAAAAGUACAACAGAAUAGCUCGGGAAUGGACACAAAAGUAUGCAAUGUAGUUUUGGAGUUAGAAUCAUGGCGGGAAAAAUUUACACCUCUCCAUCUUAAGGUUAGGGGAGAUUGAAAGUUUAAGAGAUAAAAAAAAAAAAAAAACUUAAGAAAAAAGAUCUUGUUGGUUUCCAUUGGAGUGCUUUCUUUAAGCCACGCCUCCCCUCACCAGAGCACCUCCCCUCACCCUACAAUCUCCCCCACCCCACCACCCCAGUAGCCAUGGUGUACAUACUUUCAAACUGCAGCUGUAGUCCAACUCCAGCUGUUUCCCCUAGUAUCCAACAUCACUGACCCCACCCCUCAAAAAAGACAAAAACAACAAACAAAAAACCCCAAACAAAAUAGCCCACACUUCUGCUUCAUGUCUCUUGCUUUACCGUCUCCGCAGUUAUGGCAACGUGCCCGCUGCUUAGGGUCGGUCAGUCUGAAUUUUUGCAGUAGAAAAUGUUCAUGACUCUAAAACCAUUCCUUGUUUUUAAGCACUGGGGAGGGGAGGGGGGGUCUUUUUUUUAUUAUUUUAAUUUUUUUUUCCUUUUUGUGAUAUAGUGGAGAUUUGAGGGAUACACUCUUUACUUUUUCCAAUGAUUUCCAAUUCCUGGGCUUCCAACUGUAUCUUGGAUCAGGAAAAGGGUUUCUUGUUUUUGUUUCUUUUCAUUUGGCAGAGGAGAGAGGGUACAUGCUGGCUUUUUUUUGUAUAAAAUCUAUAAGGUAUUCUUUUAAAAAUCAUAGCAGGUUAUUAAUGAGAAAAUGUUGGACCUCUGUGUCCUCUUUUCUGGCUGAUUCUAAAGGACUUCAUUACAAUGAAUAUUAUUGCCUCCCUCCCUGCCCCCCCUUUGCCAUAACAAGACUUUCUCUGCCCCUUCCCUUACCCACGACCACCUUCACAUCCACUCACUUCUGGAGGGUUUUGGACCAGUUACUUAAAGCAAUCUCAGUUAAGCACCUGUUUUCUGAAUUAUUUCUUGAUUCUUCCACCGCUGUUCUGUAACUUAGUUUCGUUUUAGCUGCAGUUUUGUUUUGUUUUGUUUUUUUGUUUUAUUUUUUUCCCUCCCCUCUGCUCUUGUUGAAUUAGAUGCUAACAUGGCUGAGACAGACUCGAUUGGGUCCCUGGGUGAGAGGACACAAACUCCUCACAGACAAACUUCUGUAUAUUUAAUUUCCUGACAGGCUCGUUGAGCUUUGUGUGUUGAUUAAAACUGUGUAAUAAAAUGAUUACUAAAGUCUGA
Electrophorus electricus (electric eel) is the source of this 1923-nucleotide messenger RNA. RefSeq names its product ubiquitin-conjugating enzyme E2D 2 (UBC4/5 homolog, yeast) (gene ube2d2). The record is from RefSeq and is a predicted model, not a curated record. Lineage: Eukaryota; Metazoa; Chordata; Actinopteri; Gymnotiformes; Gymnotidae.